Molecule: messenger RNA, 2260 nt
Organism: Bemisia tabaci
Lineage: Eukaryota; Metazoa; Arthropoda; Insecta; Hemiptera; Aleyrodidae
Gene: RfC3
Product: replication factor C subunit RfC3
Biological process (GO): DNA repair; DNA-templated DNA replication
Cellular component (GO): nucleus; DNA replication factor C complex
Molecular function (GO): ATP hydrolysis activity; ATP binding; DNA clamp loader activity
Source: RefSeq, a predicted model, not a curated record
UGUUUACCUAAUGUUGCGUUUUAGCAUGGUUUUAGCACAGUAGAAAAAAAUAGUUAUUAUUACCUCCUUACAGUGUCGUAACUCCUAAAUUUGUGCCAUUCUGUGAUUCGCGUGUAUCUGUUUGUGAACUUUCAUCACGGAUAACCUGGUUGUGAGUUUAACACUUAAAUAAAUCUUCAGAAUGGUGGUUCCCAAGCCAGAAGUAAAUCUACCGUGGGUGGAGAAGUACCGUCCAAAAAAACUUGAUGAACUUAUCUCUCAUGAUGACAUUAUCAAAACCAUCAACAGAUUUAUGGAUCAAAAUCAGCUGCCUCAUUUACUAUUCUAUGGACCUCCUGGAACUGGUAAAACUAGUACAAUCCUUGCAUGCGCUAAACAAAUUUACCAACCAAGUCAAUUUAAAUCUAUGGUUUUGGAAUUGAAUGCCUCUGAUGAUCGUGGUAUCAACAUUGUGCGGACCCAGAUUUUAAACUUUGCGUCAACAAAAACCAUUUUCAAAUCUGGCUAUAAAUUGAUAAUUCUUGAUGAAGCUGAUGCAAUGACAAACGAUGCUCAAAAUGCUUUGCGGAGGAUCAUCGAAAAGUUCACUGAUAAUGUUAGAUUUUGUAUGAUUUGCAACUACCUGAGCAAAAUCAUCCCAGCACUCCAAUCUAGAUGCACAAGGUUUCGUUUCGGACCCCUGGAUGCAAAGCAAAUCAUGCCUCGCUUGGACCAUGUUAUUCAAGAAGAAAAGGUUGAAGCGACGGAUGAUGGGAAAGCGGCCCUUAUAGAAUUGGCUGGAGGUGAUAUGAGAAAAGUUUUGAAUGUCUUGCAAAGUGCAGCGUCUGCCUUUCCAGUAGUCAAUGAAGAUGCAGUGUACUCUUGCUGUGGACAUCCCUUGAAAAAUGAUAUUUUUGAAGUUCUCAAAUGGCUCCUAAACGAUCCCUUCUCCUCUGCAUACCAAAAAAUUCAAGAACUGAAGAUUCGGAAAGGAUUAGCUCUGCAGGAUAUCCUCACUGAUGUUCACAAGUUCCUUCAUAAAAUUGAUUUGCCUCACAAAACCAUCACAGAGCUGUUAAUAAAAAUAUCUGAUAUUGAAUAUAGACUAGCAGGAGGGACAAGUGAAAAGCUGCAGGUCAGUGCCCUCGUUUCUGCUUUUGUGCUGGCACGACACAAACUUGAGGUGAAUUAGCGCGCUUCUCCUGCAACUGAAGAUCCUUCAUAUGAUCAUCCUAUUCUAAUUGAACUCAUGAGCCAUAAUAUUUUCAAUUACGUUGGAACCUCAACUCAGGCCAAGGUAAUCCUUGCUCUGUCUCAUUAAUUGUGAUCCACAACUCAGGUACCUGAAGUCCAUCAUUUCAUGUUUUCAUACAAUUUUAAGUACAUAAUUGUGAUGGUACUCUACAAUUAUUUCAUUUGUCCCCUUAUUGUCUCUCCUCUUGAUGGUCUCAGUGACUAAUUCAUGUCAUUUGUAAAUGUGUCCAUUGGUAUGAAAAGGCAUUGUCUGAAAAGGGAUUACAGUAGUAAGAGGAACAAAACUGCAUUAACUUGAGUAAUACAUUUUCCAAAAUUUAACGGUGUUUCGAUAACAAGUAAAUUAUUUCUAUUUAGACUUUCAUUUUGAUCUAUAAUGAGGAAGACUCGGUGAUCGGAGUGUCGUCAACAUUAAAUUUUUUUGUUUGAAUUCAUUAUCAAGCACCUUGUAAUAUUGAGCCUGAAUCCGAAGGAAAUCUUCGUAUAAUGAAGAAUUUUGUACACGAUCAAUUUCGCCCGAUACUUCUUACUAAUCUUUAAGUUUGCUUUCUCUCAAAAUGUAUCAACAAAUCCUACCUUGGGUAAAGACUAAGAUUACUUUUGUGUUCCGAUAAUACCCUAGCAUUCUUAGCGCUGCUGAAACGUAUUUGAAAUCAUGGUGAGAAUUUUAAAAAGGAAUCAAAAUUUUUCAUGCUUAAAGUAGGUAAAAUUAAAAAUCUUCAUCCAAUCAAGUCCUAAUAGCUGUUUUUGAUUGGACAGUCCGAGUAAUGAGCGUUGUUCUAGAGAGUAGUAUCCGCAAGUAUGGAGUGUCUGUUUAAGUCCAACACAGUUAGAAAUGGAAGUAUUCUUUCGGAAAGUGCCUACGGUACUGAAUUCAAUAAAAUCAAGUCACAUUUUUGGUUUAAAAAUCCAUAUAUUAAGCGCUGUUUUUAAAUGCUCUUCUCAUUGUAACUGCAUGCUUUGAGAUCAUCCCUUCUUCUAAUGUAAAUAUGACACCUACCUAUAUAAAUUUUAUUAUAAAAUUGAA